Messenger RNA from Pseudomassariella vexata, 942 nucleotides. RefSeq lists its product as uncharacterized. The record is from RefSeq and is a predicted model, not a curated record. Lineage: Eukaryota; Fungi; Ascomycota; Sordariomycetes; Amphisphaeriales; Pseudomassariaceae. The transcript has a single exon. The coding region runs from base 353 to 766 and encodes 137 amino acids.
UUUCGACCUCCUAAUUUUUAUUUCUUCGAAGCACCUUCCAUGGAGUUAGUUUUGAAGUUGACUCGUCACACUCGACUUGUCUCCUUUCGGUUUCGAAACCCCCAGCCAGGAAUUCGUCAAAGCUUUCUUGGAGCAAUUCAGAGGCCGCAUAUUCCUCGUCACAGGAACAAGCGCCCAGGGGCUUGGUGCAAACUCAGUCAUCACCUUAGCUCCCGAAGCCCCGUUACAUCUGAUCCUCGUGAGCAGAAGCAAGAUCAAAGUCGAUUCAGUGAUCCAAGAGACCGCUUCCAUCAACUAAGACAUCAAAAUCACCUUCGUCCCUUGCGAACUCUCUGACUCUCGACUCCGUAAGAUGGGCUGCGGAAGAUAUCAACGCCAACACCUUCAUCCGUCACAUCGACGUAGUGAUCAACAACGCCGGCGUGAUGGCCGUCCUCAAGCUCACAAAGAUAAAGAAGCGAUCGAAAUGAUGUUCUUGGCUAACCAUCUGGGUCACUUUCUCCUCAUCAAUCUCCUCAUGUCCAAAAUCUUCGCCGCGGGACCCGUCGGCCGCAUCGUGAACUUGUCGAGGUCGGCCAUCGCAUCGGCCCCUGCCGGUUCGAUGACUACAACUUCUCCGACGGCAAGCUGUACGAUGGCUGGAGCGCACACGGGCAGUCCAAGACAGCCAACAUCCUGUUAUCAGUUUUACUGGCGGAGAAAUUGGUUAGCAAGGGGAUUCGCUCGUAAUCGGUGCAUCCUGGGGGUAUAUGGGAGACCAAUUUGACCAACCAUGUCAUGGAUGCCGACUGGGAUGAAGUUUCUGCCAUUGCACUACGGAACAACGGGCGGGAUAAGUUCCGAGUUUCUGCGAAGAAAGAUAUAGCGCAAGGUACUUCGCAGAUUCUGACUGCGCCUUUGAAUCCGGCGUUUGAUGAUAAGAGCGGCUCGCACAUUGUGGAA